UGGAAACUAUACUUACGGCAACAUAUUAACUGCAGCGAAUGAAUUAUCAAAACGAAUAUCGCAGAAACUGGGCAACAAACGAAAUUGUCAAGUGGUUUUCCUUUGUCCAAACGAUGCCUCGUACCUCAUCACGAAAUGGGCCAUUUGGAUGUCCGGACAUCCGUGCCCGUCAGCAGCUUACAUCCCCAAAGUAUGAUCGAGUAUUUCGCUAGUGAUAGUGAAAGUAAAUUAUUAAUUACGAUACCGCAAUAUUCUGAACUAAUGCAUACAGUAGCCACUAAUACCAAAACCACAUUGAUGGUUUUGGAUAAUAAUUUUAGGGAAAGUAUGGUUGUAAAACAAAAUUUGAAACAGGACCUGGGAGAAUUGCAAUCAAGAGAUGUUUUAAAUGAUAAUGCUUUAAUUAUUUAUACAAGUGGGACAACUGGAUAUCCUAAAGGUGUGGUUUUAACCCAUAAUAACAUUACCAAUCAAAUAGAAACAUUAGUGGAUGCUUGGAGAUGGACAAGCAACGACGCAAUUCUACACGUACUACCUCUUCACCACAUACACGGACUUGUGAAUGCGCUUUUGUGCCCUCUAUAUGUCGGCGCAAAAUGUGUGAUGCUGCCAAAGUUUGAUGCCAAUGACGUUUGGGUGCACUUGCUAGGCAUUAAAACGAAACCUGAAUCUCCGAAAAUAUCUGUUUUUAUGGCAGUGCCAACAGUUUACAUGAAAUUAGUUGAAGAGUAUAAAGCGAGUUUUGAACAUGAUCCCAAAAUACACGAAUAUAUUAAAACAAAUUUAAGAUCAAAAAUUCGUUUGAUGGUCAGUGGUUCGGCGCCAUUGCCAGUUCCUUUAUAUGAAAAGUGGUUGGAGAUAACUGGGCAUAGAUUGUUAGAACGAUAUGGUAUGUCCGAGAUUGGUAUGUGCCUUUCUCAACUGUAUGACUCUCAACGAGAACCAGGUUAUGUGGGUGUCCCAUUAAAAGGUUGCAGUGUCAGAUUAACUGAGCGAGAUGAUGAUGACAACUAUAAAACCCUGCUUGAAUGUACUGGUGUGAAUGAUAAUGUUAAGGUGCGUUUAAAUACCAUCCCAGUUGGUGAUGCUGUGGUUGGAGAACUUCAUGUUUGUGGUAACUCUGUGUUCAAAGAAUACUACAACAAACCUGAUGUCACACGUAAAGAGUUUACGGAUGAUCAUUGGUUUAAAACUGGCGAUACAUGUCAAUACUCUAUAGAAAAAAAAAUAUUCAAGAUACUGGGCAGAACCAAUUUAGACGUCAUCAAAACUGGCGGGUAUAAACUUAGCGCCCUGGAAAUCGAAACAAAGAUUCUAAGUCAUCCAAAUGUUGUUGACUGUGCAGUUGUUGGCGUACCAGAUAAAACCUGGGGCCAAAUAGUAGCAGCUCUAGUGGUAUUUGAUCGUGAUCUACCUAUUGAUACCUUACAAACAUUUCUAAAACAUAAAAUGGCUUCCUAUGGUAUACCAAAGAUUUUCAAAGUUGUGAAGGUGAUUCCUAAGAACAUUAUGGGAAAAGUUAAUAAGACUGAAUUAUUGUCAGCCUUUCUGGCUAAGGAGGAGAAGGUGUGUGCCAAGAACUAGUUUAUAAUGUACUUAUUCUAAAUAUAUUUUAAUAUUCUAAUUGUUUUAUUUUUAA
Photinus pyralis (common eastern firefly) is the source of this 1639-nucleotide messenger RNA. RefSeq names its product malonate--CoA ligase ACSF3, mitochondrial-like. Gene Ontology annotation, biological process: fatty acid metabolic process. The coding region runs from base 136 to 1584 and encodes 482 amino acids. Lineage: Eukaryota; Metazoa; Arthropoda; Insecta; Coleoptera; Lampyridae. The transcript is spliced from 3 exons. The record is from RefSeq and is a predicted model, not a curated record. Gene Ontology annotation, molecular function: medium-chain fatty acid-CoA ligase activity.